Molecule: messenger RNA, 2473 nt
Organism: Medicago truncatula (barrel medic)
Lineage: Eukaryota; Viridiplantae; Streptophyta; Magnoliopsida; Fabales; Fabaceae
Exons: 3
Coding region: 751-2271 (506 amino acids)
Molecular function (GO): zinc ion binding
Source: RefSeq, a predicted model, not a curated record
AACGUCUAACAGGCUUUCACUUGACAGGUCAGCCAUAUGGGCAUGGGAAUGGACGAAAAUGCCCCUCUUCAGAUGAGGGCAACGUAAAAUUACGUAACUACCCUUCGUUCCUUCAUUCUCAUGGUUGGUACGAAUUGCGAUCUCUGGGUGGAGAAAUUAGGGUUUGAAAAGGGGAUUACGGUUUCAAAGCGCGGUUGAAGUGUAGAACCCAUACAGAUCGAAAGAAAUGAAGUUUCGUGACUCGUUUUCAAUGGCGAAUCCAAAGGAGGUGUCUUUUUCGAAUUCGAAGAACGCAAAGGAUGGAGAAUCGUCAGGACAUAAUACAGAUUUGGGUAUUUCCGUGAAGUUCCAUUAUGGGGGGAGGUUUGUUAGGGAUUGUGUUAUUUGUUACAAUGGGGGAGAAGAAACGUUGAUUGAAGGUGUAGAUCCUGAUAAAUGGUGUUUUUUUGAACUAACUGGAAUUUUGGAAACUGAUUUGCUAGUUAAAAAACCUUUUAGGUUGUGGUGGAUGUUAGAUGAAGAUCUUAGUUUUAGAUUGAUUAAAGAUGAUGCCACUGCUGAAGUUGUAAAAGAUUAUGCACUUAACAAAAAUAAUGUUGUUAAUGUUUUUGUUGAACAUAAUGUGGAUGAAAGUAUUGUUGUUGUUGAUAUCCCUAAUUAUGAUGUUGUUGGUGAGGAAUUGGGUGAGAUUAAUAAGGUAGUUAACAAUGAGAAGGGUGAGAGUUCAGAGGCAGUAAAUGUGAUGUCUUAAUGAACAACAUUUCUGAAGCAUUUAAUUCAACAAUAUUAGUUGCUAGAGACAAACCAAUACUUACCAUGGCUGAAUGGAUUAGAACAUAUUUAAUGAAUAGAAUGUCAACCAAUAGGCUUAAGCUACAGAAUUGGAACCAUAAGAUAAUGCCUAUGCCUAGGAAAAGAUUAAACACAGAAAUUGUGAAGUCUGGUGGUUGGGUUGCCAUAUGGGGUGUUGCUGAAGAGUUUGAAGUUCAUCAGGUAGGAGGAAGUCAGGCUUUUACUGUUAAUUUGGCAAAAAAAACUUGUUCAUGUAAUUUUUGGGAGUUGGUGGGGAUUCCUUGCAGACAUGCCAUUGCAGCUAUGUCUAAAACUUCAAAGGACCCAGAAGAUUAUGUCUCUGACUGGUAUAGCAGGGAAAUGUAUGAAAAGUGUUAUACACACAAUGUAAGUGCUAUCAAUGGUCAAGACAUGUGGCCAGAGGUUGAAUGUGAGGAGUUGUUACCUCCUGCUUAUAAAAAGGGUCCAGGAAGACCAAAAAAGGUUAGAAGGAGAGAAGCUGAUGAAGCACCAUCCUCACAAGGUAAGUAUAAAAGAUAUGGGACUACUUACAGGUGCACAAAAUGUGAUAAGUUUAGGCAUAAUGCUAAAGGAUGCAAAAGUCUAACUGUCAACCCCAAUGCUCAAAAAAGAAAGAGAAAGCCACCAAGACAACCAAGUGAAGCUAGGACUAGUACAAGUGAAGCUAAUGCUGGAGCAAGUGCAACUGAUGUUAAUGAUGGAGCAAGUGCAAGUGCAAGUGCAAGUGCAAGUGAAGCUGUUUGUGGAGCAAGUACAAUUCAUGGUGGGGAGUCUACAUCAAGUGCAAAUGAGUCUGUGCAGGGUGCAAGUAAGAAAAGGAAGGUUGGGAGCAAUACAACAUUCAUUCCUCCAAAACAGAGUAAGAAAUCUAAAAAAAAUCCCAUGGCCUUUAUGUCUUCAUCUGUAAAGCCAAGUGCUAAUGUACAAACAACAGUUCACACCACCAAAAAAUCACACACAUUAAUAGAGCCAACUGCAAAUGUCACCACUACGGUUCACACUUCAAGCACAUCUGUGAGGCCAACUGCAACUGUCAACACUGUGGUGCACACAUCAAAAAGUUCACACACAGUUGUUAAACCCACAGCAAAUGUAACCACUGUUAUUAACCCAAAACCUACUGUCAUCAAGAAACCUUCUGUUAAACCUGGUAUGCACAGAAAACCACCAAGAAAACCUACUGUUCGCACCUUAGAUGUUGUUAGGGCCAUUGUGGAGCCAAUAGUGAAAGUUAAAGCCCCUAUUAGGAAGAGUAGGAGAAUAGUCUGGAAAGGUCCUGCAAUAAAAAAUGGUCCAGGUAAAGAUUUGGAAAACCCAAUUGAGGUGGUUGAUGAAGAGGUUGAAGAGGCAGGUGGAUCAGAGAAACAUGUUGCUGAAGCUACACCAAGGAAAUUAACAGAUGCAGGUGGAAGCUGCUUGGCCUUGUUAAGAAGUGUUGAAAAUGUGAAGUAUAUUUAGUGUUAAUUAUGUAAUGACAUUUCCACUGACUUGUAUUUUGUGUUUGGCAAAGUCCAACUUAUGUAACUUGUUUAAGACUUGUAUCUUGGUGUUUGGUUAUGUCCCACUUAUGUAAUAGCAGUACUUGAAUUGUCAUAACUUUGUGAUUUGCUUGGCUAAGUCCAAAUUUUGUAAAACAAAGUAUGAACAUCUGUUAUUAUAA